GCAGAGCGAAGGGUGUGUUAACUCGGACUCCAUUGGAUUGACUUUGGCUGCGAUGGCGUUGACCACAGUGUCCACGAACUGCAGUCUCGACGACAUCGACCUCAACGCCCUGAAGGACCCGGCUGGCAUCUUCGAGCUCAUCGAAGUGGUGGGCAAUGGCACGUACGGCCAGGUGUACAAGGGAAGACACACGAAGACCGGACAGUUGGCCGCCAUUAAGAUCAUGGACGUGACGGAGGACGAGGAGGAAGAGAUCAAGCUGGAGAUCAACGUGCUGAAGAAGUACUCGCACCACCGCAACAUCGCCACCUAUUACGGCGCCUUCAUUCACAAGAGUCCGCCCGGAAAGGACGACAAGCUAUGGCUGGUCAUGGAGUACUGCGGCGCGGGUUCGGUCACCGAUCUGGUCAAAUCCACGAAAGGCCAGUCUCUGCGCGAGGAAUGGAUCGCUUAUAUUUGUCGCGAAAUCUUGAGGGGCUUGAGUCAUCUGCACGCCAACAAGAUCAUCCACCGCGACAUCAAGGGUCAGAACGUGUUGCUGACGGACAACGCGGAGGUGAAGCUGGUGGACUUCGGCGUGUCGGCCCAAUUGGACAGAACCAUCGGCAGGAGAAACACGUUCAUCGGGACGCCGUAUUGGAUGGCGCCCGAAGUGAUCGCGUGCGACGAGAACCCGGACGCCACGUACGACAACCGCUCGGACUUGUGGUCGCUGGGGAUCACGGCGCUGGAGAUGGCGGAGAACACGCCCCCCCUCUGCGACCUGCACCCGAUGCGCGCGCUGUUCCUCAUUCCGCGCAAUCCGCCGCCGCGUCUCAAGUCGAAGAAGUGGUGCAAGAAGUUCCAGUCGUUCAUCGAGACGGUGCUCGUGAAGGACUACCAGCAGCGCCCCUACACCGACCAACUGUUGAAACACCCGUUCAUCAGAGACCAGCCGACGGAGCGUCACGUGAGGAUCCAAUUGAAGGACCACAUCGACAGGUGUCGCAAACACAAGAGGGGCGAAAUGGACGCGCGCUUCCACAACAACGACGACGACGACGACGAGGACGACAGCAGCGCCGCCAACCACGACGCCUCGCGACAC
Molecule: messenger RNA, 1087 nt
Organism: Medioppia subpectinata
Lineage: Eukaryota; Metazoa; Arthropoda; Arachnida; Sarcoptiformes; Oppiidae
Source: the annotation of a GenBank genome assembly